Molecule: messenger RNA, 1903 nt
Organism: Rhipicephalus sanguineus (brown dog tick)
Lineage: Eukaryota; Metazoa; Arthropoda; Arachnida; Ixodida; Ixodidae
Product: interferon alpha-inducible protein 27-like protein 2B
Exons: 4
Coding region: 55-807 (250 amino acids)
Cellular component (GO): membrane
Source: RefSeq, a predicted model, not a curated record
CGCAAACUUUCAAAACCGAAACUAUGAAGUUUACGUACUCGGCGAUGGGGGGACAUGCAACCAAAGCGGUCAAAAUUGGUGCGUGAUACAUUACACUGGAAUAAUCACCUAAUUUGCAUGGCUUCCACUCUGCCGACCAGUUCUGGACCUGGGGAGGCUUCAGUGACUAAAGACUGGGACUCGUUUACCAAGCCAAAUGCCUCUGGUUCUGCAUCCAAUAGUUGUGAAGGACUAAAUUCUGCGACUUCACGCCUGCCAGCUGAUCCUAACAAGGUGUGCAUCAUGGUUGAUCGAAGGACACUCGUCAUUGGGGCUGCUGCAACAGUUGGAGCGGCAGCUGCUGUGGUCGCGGUGCCUGUUGCACUCUCCGUGGUUGGAUUCGGCAAAGUUGGUGUAACAGCGGGCUCAACAGCCGCUGCUAUUAAUUCGUCCAUGGGUGCCACUAUCGUAAAGGGGAGCCUGUACUCACUCUGCCAGCACUGGGGUGCCGUGGGCCUGCCAGCCACACUUAAAGCCACAGCUGCAGCGGGUGGAGCUGGCCUCGCUGGUGGUGCUGCUUAUGUGGGCACAUCAGCUCCGGUGCAGUUUGUGGCUUCCAAAACAGUAGGCGGUGUCAAGGCAGUGGCCAACACCAUUGCACCAGCAGUUCCAGCGGCACGGUUCGUGGCCUGCAAAAUGGGCUCGUGUUUGGUCGGUGCCACCACGCUAAUGAAAGCGCGGGCAGUAGCAGCCGGAACACAUCUGGGCAUUUUGGGCUCCGGAGCACCUACGGAUGGAUCUGUUAAGCCACCAGCAGCGCGCCUAUAGGUGACUUCGCACACCACCACAGUACACAUCUGCUUCUGGGAGUUGCUAUGACAACAUGAAAAGCAAAUUCUGCGCUUUGUCAUGUUUUGUCGCUCUGGCAUUACGAAUCCGCCCAGUUUGCUUGCCAAUGGUUAGGCUUGCCUUAAAGAAAACUAGUCCGAAACGGCAUACCCUGUGUGCGUUUCACAAUGUUGACACAUUGCCUAUGUAUGUCAAGGGAUUCGGUGAUUGAAGAUUUUAUUGCGAUAGCAAUUAUAUGGACAGUCUCGGCUGGAUUUUGCCGUCGUCGCCGUCAUGCACCGUAUAUGUAUAAGUAUGUAUAUAUGUAUAAAAGCCCCAAAGAAAAAUGAUUCAGAAAAAUGUUUCCGAAGCGCGGAAUCGAACCACGGACCUGUUCCUCCGCAGCGAGUGGCGCUAGCCACUACGCCACGAAAGGCAGAUCCUCCACGUAUGUAACGGCGAGCGUUAUAUGCACACCCUUCAACGCUGGACGGACUCAGAGAUGGCUGCGCUUAUAAGCGUUUCUUCAUUACCAGCGAGAUGGCGUUAGGAGCGCGACAGGCGCAUUUAAAAGUCGUCGGCGAGCUCGCUCGCUUCUUCAUAUACUUGCGCAGGGAGAACCUUGCCCUUCCGCUGUCUGCUCGCGCGGUUUUCUUGUGCUGAGAGGAAGAGGGAUGUUUCACGCUUUCACCGUGAUGUCCGCGCUCAUGUUACGGAGCGUACGAAUGUCACUCGAGCUAAAGGGACGCCGCUAAACGAACAAACAGCACAUGAGCGCGAACUAUCAAGUAUCACAGCUCGACACUUGAAGCACGCUAGUUUCCUUCGCUGCUUCGGCCGCCUUUGCGCUGUUCAAACUGAGAGUAUCCACUGGCGAGCCUCACUUCAUACAGCAUUAGUUUCUUGCUAUCGCAUUCAUUGCUUCGGCCUUGCGGCGAAACUGUGACUUUUUAUUUACACACCACAUGUUAUGCCUAUAGGAGAGUUCACAGAAGCAUGUAAACUACAUUGUUUACACUGUGCACUUAAACUGAGAUGCUCUCUGGAAAAGUGAUGGCAAAUCUUCAUUGCAAUAAAAAUUUUUAAUGAAAAAGUG